AUGGAGGGACUAGCUCCGGCGCAAAGUGCAGGACAGAGACUUCCGGUUCGAUUGGCUUCACCUUCUCUGUACCGGUCUAUCGGCUCUGUCUCGAUCAGACGUUCGGUUUCAGGUUUCCCCAUGGACAGGAAGAUCAAUUUUAGGGCUCCGUCGCUUUUUCCGAUCCGGGCUCAACAGUCUGAUUUGAAGGAAAGCUUAGGUGUUGCUUCUUCUUCUUCUUCCUCUUCAGUAGAGAAUGCUAUUAGAAUCAAGGAAUGGGAAGUAGACAUGUAUCAGAACGAAAUAGCCAUUAGCCAAGGUGUUAGGAUAAGGAGAAAACCUCCAAGCAAGGCUCCUUUGGGAUACUCUGGACCAUUUGAGCUGAGAUUGCCUCACGACCAAGUUGCUGAUUCUCCUCGUAACAUCUUGGAGGAGAUCACAUGGUACAAAGACGAAGAAGUUUCGCGAAUGAAGGAACUAAACCCACUUGAGGCGCUGAAGAAAGCUGUAGAGGAUGCUCCUCCAACCAGGGAUUUUGUCGGUGCGCUUAGGAUGGCUCAUCAGAGAACUGGCUUCCCUGGUUUGAUCGCUGAGGUUAAGAAGGCUUCUCCAAGUAGAGGAAUCUUGAAAGAGAAUUUUGACCCGGUUGAGAUUGCUCAAGCUUAUGAACGAGGUGGUGCCGCGUGUCUCAGUGUUUUGACAGACCAGAAAUAUUUCAAGGGAGGUUUUGAAAAUUUGGAAGCAAUAAGAAACGCUGGUGUGAAGUGUCCUCUAUUAUGCAAAGAGUUUGUUGUAGAUCCAUGGCAGAUCUACUAUGCUCGGACUAAAGGCGCGGACGCAGUAUUGCUUAUUGCUGCUAUAUUGACUGACUUAGAAAUAACCUACUUGCUUGACAUCUCCAAGAAGCUUGGUUUGGCUGCGCUUGUUGAGGUACACGAUGAGAGAGAGAUGGGUCGUGUUCUUGGAAUAGAAGGGAUCGAGCUUGUUGGCAUCAAUAACCGAAGUCUUGAAACAUUUAAAGUGGACAUUAGUAAUACACAGAAGCUUCUUCAAGGAGAGCAUGGUAGACAAAUCCGCGAGAAAGACAUGAUCGUGGUUGGCGAGUCCGGUCUGUUUACACCUGAUGACAUUGCCUAUGUACAAGCUGCUGGAGUCAAAGCGGUUUUGGUUGGUGAGUCCAUUGUGAAGCAGAGUGACCCUGAGAAAGGAAUAGCUGGACUUUUUGGGAGGAACAUCUCUCAUACUUAG
Microthlaspi erraticum is the source of this 1227-nucleotide messenger RNA. Lineage: Eukaryota; Viridiplantae; Streptophyta; Magnoliopsida; Brassicales; Brassicaceae. The record is from the annotation of a GenBank genome assembly.